Molecule: messenger RNA, 2508 nt
Organism: Trichoderma gamsii
Lineage: Eukaryota; Fungi; Ascomycota; Sordariomycetes; Hypocreales; Hypocreaceae
Exons: 3
Coding region: 1-2508 (835 amino acids)
Biological process (GO): IMP salvage; AMP metabolic process
Cellular component (GO): cytosol
Molecular function (GO): AMP deaminase activity
Source: RefSeq, a predicted model, not a curated record
AUGUGUUCUCAUCACAGAGAAGAGAGUGAAAGAGAGAAUACCCCUCAGUUGCCAGUGGAUGCUCAAGAUGACGUGCUUCCAAGAGAUAUUCCGCAUCGCACCACCUUCUACGACUCUGUCGUUGAGCGGCAAAUGUCCCAGGCAGAUGCCAAGCUCUUUUACCAGCGCAGCCAGCUAGACGACUCUCGGAGCUCGGUGGCUGGUGAACCAGCGCCGUCAGCCUCGUACAAUGACCCGGUCGCAGCUUUGGCUUCAGGUUCGGGACUCGAGUACGAGGAGGAUACUGAAUUUCCAGGCUCAUUCGGAAAGAGUCCCAGAGCUGGUGUAGACAGUGUGAGAAUCGCUGCUGAAGCGAGCAGAGGAAUCUCCAACAACUUUCUGGACUCUCAGCCACAAGUGACGGCAGAGCUAAGCUCGAUUUCCAAGAGCAUAGAAGAUAUCAUAGCUCUGAGACAAAAGUACUUGGCUCUCUCACUGCAACGGCCAGAAGAUGACCCGAAGAACAGUCCUGACUGGGAGAUUUAUCCAUUUGGGGAUGAGUCAGGAGACGCUUUCGACAUGGAGCAUUGCAUGCCACUGCCACCCAACGAUGAUAGCAUGGCAUAUAAGCUUAGCGACAGUGGCGUUUAUGAGAUAUUCAAGAACGACGAUUCUCAGACGCUCGCUUUCUCAGCCCCCACCAUUCGACAGUUCUACAUGGAUCUUGACAGCAUCCUGACUGCCUCCUCAGACGGGCCAAGCAAGAGUUUUGCCUUCCGCCGCCUUCAAUACCUGGAAGGCAAGUUUAACCUGUACGCGCUCCUCAACGAGUAUCAAGAGACUGCGGACAGUAAAAAGGUUCCUCACCGUGACUUUUACAAUGUCCGAAAGGUAGACACCCACGUCCACCAUUCGGCGUCUAUGAAUCAGAAGCACCUGUUGCGCUUUAUUAAAAGCCGGAUGAAGAAGAAUCCUGACGAAGUUGUUCUGUUUCGUGACGGAAAGCAUUUGACGCUUGCGGAAGUUUUUGCUAGUAUCAAUCUCACGGCUUACGACUUGAGCAUUGAUACGCUGGAUAUGCACGCUCACACAGAUUCCUUUCACCGGUUUGACAAGUUCAACUUGAAAUACAACCCCAUUGGAGAAUCUCGACUUCGAGAGAUUUUCUUAAAGACGGAUAACCUCAUCAAGGGCAGGUAUCUCGCUGAACUUACUAAAGAAGUUAUUUCGGAUCUUGAAGCUAGCAAGUACCAAAUGGCUGAGUGGCGUCUUUCCAUUUACGGCAAGUCUCUGGAUGAGUGGGAUAGACUGGCAGCUUGGGUUGUCGACAAUAAGCUGUUCUCACAAAACGUCCGCUGGCUCAUCCAGGUGCCUCGUCUAUACGAUGUGUAUAAAGAUAACGGUCUGAUGGAGUUGUUUGAACAAAUUGUCACCAACGUCUUCCAGCCACUCUUUGAGGUUACCAAGGAUCCCUCAAGCCACCCAAAACUGCACAUCUUCCUUCAACGUGUUGUCGGUAUUGAUACCGUUGAUGAUGAGAGUAAGAUUGAGAGAAGACUAUACCGAAAGUUUCCUGUCCCAAAGGAGUGGAAAACGAAGCAAAAUCCACCAUACAACUAUUGGAUCUACUACCUCUUCUCCAACAUAGCGUCUCUCAACUUCCUGCGCAAGAAGCGCGGCUUCAACACUCUUAUCCUGCGGCCGCACUGUGCCGAAGCUGGAGAUCCAGAGCACUUGGCGGCUGCGACGCUUUGCUGCCACAGCAUCAGCCACGGAGUCUUGCUUCGCAAAGUCCCAUUGCUGCAGUAUGUGUUCUACCUAGAGCAGAUUGGAGUUGCCAUGUCUCCGCUUAGCAACAACGCACUCUUCUUAUCGUACGAUCGCAAUCCGUUCCCGCAAUACUUCAAACGAGGCCUCAACGUGUCUCUCUCGACUGACGACCCAUUGCAAUUUGCAUUCACCAAGGAGCCGUUGAUGGAGGAAUACGCAGUUGCCGCACAGAUCUAUAAGCUUAGCCCAACAGACAUGUGUGAGCUGGCUAAGAACUCGGUCCUGCAAAGUGGCUACGAGGCGGCUGUCAAACGCCACUGGUUAGGCCCAUGCUUUGAUAAGCCAGGCAAGGAAGGGAACACUAUGGCCAAGACCAAUGUCCCUGAUAGGAGAGAGGAAUUCAGAUAUCACACGCUGCUUACAGAGCGGGAGGUAUUGAGCCGAUACGCUGCGUUUAACACCAAUGCUGAACAGAGAAACGCCAAGAGUGACUUGGCAGCGCAGGCACCAAGCGGAAUUUUACCAUCUUCAAGCGCAACAGAAGCUGCAUCAAGCAUCACGAGCCCGACUUCUGCGUCCGAACAAGGGCUGCCUCAUCGAAGUACUUCCAAUUCAGUUGCCGAUGCGCACAUCUCGGGCAGCGAUCCGAUGAUUUUCCCCGGCAUCUGGAGCCGGGAUCGCAGUCAGCGUAAUUUAACAAAGAUGGACAGCUGGGGCGUUCAGUCCACUGAGCUGCCUAAUAGUCCAGACACUGAAUAA